Bacillus rossius redtenbacheri is the source of this 15123-nucleotide messenger RNA. RefSeq names its product CREB-regulated transcription coactivator 1-like. The coding region runs from base 42 to 1991 and encodes 649 amino acids. The transcript has 13 exons. Gene Ontology annotation, cellular component: cytoplasm; nucleus. Gene Ontology annotation, biological process: protein homotetramerization; positive regulation of transcription by RNA polymerase II. The record is from RefSeq and is a predicted model, not a curated record. Lineage: Eukaryota; Metazoa; Arthropoda; Insecta; Phasmatodea; Bacillidae. Gene Ontology annotation, molecular function: cAMP response element binding protein binding.
UGUAUUGCCUUGGGUAGUCGAAAACAAGACAAGCAGCCAUCAUGGCGAAUCCACGAAAGUUUAGCGAGAAAAUUGCAUUACACAAUCAAAAACAAGCCGAAGAAACCGCUGCCUUCAACCAGAUUAUGCGAGAAGUCUCAGAUGCAACCAGUAAAGUGAACGCCUUGCCCAAGCAGCACCUGCUCAUUAACCAGUCGCUCGGUUCGUACCGAGGCGGCUCCUUGCCCAAUGUCAACAACAUUGGCAGCAGCGCGGUAGAUCUGAAGAGCGCCCUGGACCUCCCGGAGGAGGCGAGCUGUGGGCGCCCGGACGCGCCCGCGGGGUACCGGGAGCGGGGCCGCAGCGUGGGCGUGGGCCCGGUGCGGUCGCGGGCCGCAGACAAGCGCGUGGACACCUCCCCCUACAGCAGCGGGGCCUACCUGUCGCCGCCGCCCGACACCAGCUGGCGCCGCACCAACUCCGACUCGGCGCUGCACCAGAGCGCCCUCGACCCGUCGCAGCGCCGCGUGACGGACGGACAGCUGCUGGGGAUGGCCGCGGAGCCCCCGGACGCCCGCAAGCCCCUGGCGAGCGCCCCCGACGGCCGGCCGCGGUCCUGCUGCGAUGCCCGCGUGCCCGGCAUCAACAUCUUCCCGUCGCAGCAGGAGCCGGGCACCGUGCAGAUCCCCAUCGGCAACAACACGGGCUCGCUGCCCGACCUCACCAGCUUCCAGUUCUCGUCGCCUCUCAACACCCCCCUGGACCAGGACAGCAGCUCGCCCUACAGCUCGAGUCCGCAAGGGGCCAGCCCCGCCACGCUGUCCCCCACCAGCCUGUCGUCGCGGCCCCUCGGCAGGUUCUCGUUCAGCAGCUCGUCGCCCCCGCAGGAGGGGGGCCCCUCCCCGGGGCACUCGCCCGGCGCGCGGCGGCGCCACUACGCCCACUGGCACGUGCCGCAGUCCCCCACGCAGCUGCCGAACCACCUGCCAGUGCCAUCGCUAAUGAACUCUAGGUUCCUUCACACGUGUAAGGGGAUGGCCAUGGACAAGACGGGCAGCAUUCAGCUGGACAGCGCCCAGCAGAACCACUACCUGUACCAGCCGCCCGACCCCCAGCAGCAGCAGCUCCAGCAGCAGCUGCAGCAGCAGCAGCAGCAGGUGCAGCAGCUGCAGCAGCAGGUGCAGCAGCAGCUGCAGCAGCAGCAGCAGCAGCAGCAGCAGCAGCAGCAGUGCAGCCCCACGCUCAUGUCCAGCCCGCAGACCAUCCCGGCCGUCAACACGCAUCAUGUGAACUCCCUGAGCUCGUAUCGUAACCCGCACCACCCCAUUAGUCGGCCCAGCCCCCAGACGUCUCCCGGCCUCAUCGUGCAGGGAGCGCUGUAUCGCAGCGGCAGCCCCGGAGACACGAGCCACAGCGGGCCGCAGUCCCCCGUCUCGCCGGCCAGCUCCCCGGGCAUCGGCUCCAACUCCAACCCCUUCGUGGACCACAACAGCUACUUCCUGAACCAGGCGCAGGCCAACAUGCUGCAGCAGCACUUCGAGCAGUUCAGCAUGCUGGACCACCCCGUGUCGACCACCAUCGACUACAUAGACUCUCCCAGCAACACCUCGCACUACUCCCAGGCGGUGAGCGGGGGCAGCCCCGAGGAGUGCCUGAAGCAGGAGCUGGGGGCAGACCCCGGCUACUUCAGCCAGCCACCGUCGCAGCUGACGUACGCGCGCCCCAGCUCCACGCAGCCCCAGACGCCCAACACUCCCUCCAGCAUUCCGGACAUCAUCCUCACAGACUUCUCGUCCGGCACGGCGGACGAGCUGUCGAGACAGGAGUUCGUGAAGGACCUGAACUCGGCCAUGUCGGGCUCCUUCGACUCGGACCUGUUUCCGUCGGACGACACGCUGAGGGAGGGCCUGGACCCCAUCGACUUCGACGGCCUGCAGAUGCUGACCGACCCCGACAUAACCGUGAUCACGGACCCCGCGGCGGAGGACAGUUUCCGCCUGGACAGGUUGUAGUGCCUGCGACGCGACAUGCGUGCGUGCCAUUCUCGACACCUCAUGUUCAGCUUAACGUUUUUCAAAUCUUAGCUUGGAGUAGUCGUCGAGUUUUCAUCCACUUUUUGAUAUUAACAUUCCUCAACCGUUAGCCACCACGUUUCUUCUUUAGCAAGAAUUUUGAGACAGCACAUCUGUUUGUGUACUUUUAAAGUUUACCUGUCUGUAUGCCAAAUGUUUCCUCGGGGCAACUGGGUUUUCACGUGUUCUCGCGACGUGGGGUCAAGUGUGCCGUGUGACUCCGGGCGUCUGGUGAGAACGAGUGCAAGUUACAUUUCUCAAAGCUGGUUAUGUGAUUUUUAAUGGUAUGAAUGGUGAGUUUAUGGAUUUUUCAUGGCGGUGUGAAAAUGAAGUGAAAUCAAAGCAAGUUGCCAAAAUGUACCUAAAAGUGCAAUGCUGAUGUGUUAAGUGUUGUUACAGCCUUAGUUGGUCGGUCAUGUGACGAGUGUUGCCUGAAGCUAAUUUUAUGUUGGAAUAGUAUUUUGUUACAUGUUGAGAAUGAAGUACAAUUUUUCUUUAUUUUUUAAAUUUUGUAGCCAAUUUUUAAAUUUUGUAUAUUUUUCUACUGAAAUGUGUUUUAGAAGUAAUUUGAUGUGAUGUUAGCUAACAUAUUUUUAGUUCCCAAAAUGCUUAGUCAAUUACGAUAAAUAAAUAACUUUUUUUUUAUUUUUACCUUGCCAAUGCCGCUGGUAAUGAUUUUCUUGAUUUCUUGCUGUCUAGUCUUCGCACCCGUCACCAAACCAUCUAGUUGCACUCUGCCGUCACCGGGGACCGCGUCAAUCACUCUUCUUGACGGUAGUGUAGCUCCGUCUGUUCUGACUGGACUUCAUUUUUGAGCCGGGAUUCAGAUGUUCAUUUCAGUUCAUUGCUUUCUGUACCGUAGUCCUAUGUUUUCAUGUGUAAGUUUUUAAUUGUCAUUGUUUGUAUGACAUGGAAACUUCUGAGCACAUUUAAAAUAAAGUUGAAGAAUGAACUAAUAUUAUGACACGAUGAUGGAAUCAUCUUAAAACCUUGUAAAAAAAUAAGAAUCGACCAAUUACUUAUAUGCGGGUGUUCAAAGCAGGGUUGCAUCUCUUUUUUGCCUCGGCUAUCUUUUCAGUUUUCAGCCUUAAAACUUUUUAUUUAAAUUAUAAGAGAACCACAUGAACAUUUGGACGAGUACCGUAUUCACUCGAAUAAGCCGCACCCAUGAUGUGUAUUUAGACCAUUUCCAAAAAUAUUUUUUUUUAUAAUAAGCUUUGCACCAAAUUUUUAAAAACAGAACUUGGGUCCUUAUUUCAAGUUUCUCAAGUUUCUAGUAAAUAUUUUUUUCUGGUUUUACUUAAUCAUACCAAAUAAUAAGUCUUUUAAGGUUUAUUGUAAAAAUAAUAGCAUUCUCGUACCAUUUUUGAUGUAUGCAAGUUACUUUGUUUCAGCACGCUUUAUUUGUGCCAUAAGAGUCUUGUUAAAUAUAUAUUGGUGCAGAGAUAUCAGGCAUUAAAUAUUUUAUUUAUGGCGUAACUGUUAAAUAACAUGUUUGCCCGUAAUGCAAGGGAAAAAGUGAAGAAUGUAAAAUGGCUACUGACUGUAAUGAUUUAGUUUACUGCAGUAAAGUGCCAUUCAUAUCUUGGCCACAAAGUACCAACUCCAAUGCUAUGUACAAAGAUUAUAAACAAAAUAAAUCGGUAAAUUGCUGAAUUACAUGCAACAAAUUCUCACCCUGCAAAUAAAAUUUUUAUUGCAAUAACACCAUAACAAUUUUUUUUUUACUCCAGUGCUUCACGUGGCAUGAUUUCCAUUUCCUCAUCAUUUUUAUCAUUUUAGGUUUUUUCAGUAAUCGCAGAUGAUGGCAAUCACAAACAUUUGGUAAUCAUUGGAAAGUCAUUCACACAAAAAUACGCACUUUCAAACCUUGUGCAAGAUGUCCAUCAUUCAUUCAGCAACCUUGGAGCUUGAAGGAACUUGUGCUAUGCAGUGCUGCCAAGUUUGGAAUAAGCUGUCCACCGUGCUUUUUCAACACACAUUUUACGAAAAAUGGUGUGCGGAUUAUUCGGGUAAAUAAGUUAUGUUGUUUGGGGGAGUUUGGUUGUGAAACCGUGGUUUCUUCCUGCCGAUGGUGGUUGUCGUCUAGACGGCAAGAGGCAGUCUGGUGAGAUCUCAGGACCGGGUGCUGGUUUCAGUGAUGCUGUCUGUGUUGCCAACAGUCAAAAGGUGUAUUCCGUUUAAGUUCAGUAGGGGCUGGGAUAAGUAGUUGCUUCUGGCUUGGUUAGUGUAUCAUUUUUAUAGAUGACUUCAUUUAUUCUGAUUUGCAACAUAAGUGCAUUCAGAAAAAUUUACAGUGAAAUAUUUUUCAUUUGUGGUUACUUGCUGGAAUGUCUGUGCCAAACCAUCGGCAACAAUACAAUAUGUAUUCGGUUCUUUAGGCCCGGUUUUGUAAGACAUGUUGCUUAUUUCAGUUUUAUGAAAUUCUCUCUACAUUUUAUGCAAAAAUGAUAAAACGGCUUACAAGUGUUCAUUAUAAUUAGGAAUAUUAAAAUUUUCUAAUAUAAAUACAAAUUUUUUUAUUAUUUAAUUCGUUUUUGAAUACUAACACUUCGAAAUAAUGAAUUCUCGUGUGUUUAUCAUUUAUCAAUGUUUGCUGUUGAGGUUAAGUCAUUUGUGUGAUAUAAACACCCAUUUAAGAUGUUUCAACAGGAAUUUUUUAUCAAAAAAACAUUAACAGUAGUUGGUGUUUUAACAGGCAAAAAGUAUUCAAAGUUUUUUCAUACUAACUAGUAAAACAGCAGUGGAACAAAUUGUGUGACAGUUAAAAACAUGGACUAUUUGGGGUAUUUCAAACUUGAAAACAGUUUGUUUUUGUUUCAUCACUCGUACUUAUAGUGGGGAAAAAAUAAAUAAUAAAAGUCAAAAACCAUGGACCACAACACAAAACACUGACACUCCUUUGCAAUGGCCAUUAAAAAAGAAGUUAAUACAAUAGUUGCAACGGCGUAUAAAUUGAUAGUCACAAUUGAUCUACCACCAUGCACCACGAUGGAAGCUUACUUGCCGUACGUAUUUGUGACGAAACAGACGUUGUGGCUCAAAUAUUAAAUAAGCAAAACUAAAUAAUGUUUCAGAAUUUCAAAGAAAAUUAGUAGAAAGUUUGUAAUAUUGCUAAACUAAAAUGCAGUUUACUUGGCUACCGUUAACAACAAAGUGAGUAAAUAAAAUAUAAAAAUAUGAGCUCAUUUAUGUAUUCAUUAUUUUGCAAAUAUAUUAUUAAAAAAAAAAAUAAUUUUUUUUGUAGAAUUGAUUGAAUUUUGUGGUUCGCAAAAUUUUUCUGGAUCAGUAUUUUGAGUAGUUUUCUGUGGGAAUUAAGACAAAUAAAAACUGAGGUGAAAGGUCGGUUAUGUUAGGUUAGGUGUAUAAAAACACAUUUUUUUUUCAAAAGUUAAAUAUUUUAACAAAAAUGAAAAAUGUUAUCUUUAAUUUACGUAGCUGACUUAAUGGAAUAACCUUUCACUAGAGUAUUAAUUGUCUAAUCCCCCAGAAGAUAUCUUUUUCUUUCUCUACAUAUGUGUGACAUGAUGCCAAAAUUUUUUUGUGCGAUUCCAAUUCUCUAUAUUUUAAUUCAAUAUUUGUAUUUGCGAAUAAUUUUGUAUUUGUAUUUGAUUUGAACUAAGAGAAAUAUUUGCACAGGCCUAGUUAUAAUGAUCAAUAACGUGAUAUUUUACAGCUCGCAAAUGACAUUUAGUAGAUAACUGGUUUCAAAAUUUGGAUCAAAACAUAACUUGCAAGAGCGCUAUCAAAAUAUAUUUACAGGAAUAUUAUUCCUGUAGAUAAAUAUAAAUAAUAGUUAUGACAAGAAAAUUGAAAUAACCAUUAUUUUGUGUGAGACGGGGCUUUAAAAAUUAGGUUCUCUAAUUGGGAUUGGUUAAUCAGUGUGGUUAAUUUCAGCCAGGGGUUUAGUAGUAGAUGUUUGGGGAUACUAAAAAAAAAAAAAAUUGGCAAUUUACCGUUCAUUUCAAUUGUUGAUUGUCUGGUUUCUGAUUUGUGGGUAAAAACUGAGCUUUAAGUUAUGCAUUAAGCUUAAAGAUCUCUUGACUAGCUUGCUUCUACCUUGGUCAAGCUUUGUUGGUGCUAUUUAGCCAUUUUAGCAGAGAAAGUUACUUUUAUAGUGACCGUGGCAACUGUACAUGCACUCAAGAAAACCCCAAAAUUUUAUUCCAGUACACAUCAAGUUAGCCAAUUAAUAUGAGAAUUGACAUUUUCAUAACCUUUGUCCAAUACAUGUUAUUUUCAUUGUAAAAUUAUUUUGUUUGCAUCUAUAGAGUCAAAUGCUGAUGGAUUGGAACCUGGACAUGAUAUUUUGACGUGAUCUAAUGUGACUUUUUGCACUUAUGUUUGGGUACACAGUUCUGGCAGUCUUAAACUAACUGGCUAGUUGUUCACAUGGAGGCAUUGAAGUUAUUUACAUGUAUUUAUUUAUUUCAAGGAAAAAACAUAUAGAAUAUUAAUAUCAAACAUUUUUUAUUUGAUUGAAAUAUCUAAUUUUGCAAUAAUAGAUUACAAUUUAAAAAAAAAUUACAUGUUAAAUUUGGGAGAAAGAGAUGCUAGUUUGUCCAGCUCCAAACAAUAAACACCUCAAAAAAUUUAUAAUUGAUAAAAAAAAAUCUUUAAUAUUCCAUCAUAGUAAUUUUUAUAAUUUUGCUUUGUUUGAAAAAAAAAAUAAAUUAGAUAUUUUGAUUUUUUUUUUUUAAAUUUAAGUUGUGCUGUUGGUCACUUGAGGUUUGGAUAGUUGAUGUUCUCUGUGGAUCUCAUUCAACUAGUUUUACGAGUAAUCAGAUGUUUAUAAAUGUUGCAUAUUCGGAAUGCUUUAAGGAUCCCUUGUCUGUAGUUGUUGGUUCUCGCUGGUUCUCGCUGGUUCUCGCGGGAGGGGAGUGGUCACUCCUAGCAGCACUCGGCAACCGAUGCUCGUAGUCAGCGUCACGCAAAUAACGCGCACAAUCUCCUACGUACGAGUGCUCAGUGACGUGUGCCUGGUUGUGAGCGAGUGAGUUGGUACACCACUGAUUUUGUAACUCGAAAGAAGCACACUUUGUUACUUGUUAAGUCUCUGGAAAUUUUUUUUUAUACUGCAGUAUUAGUUGACGAGCGAGAGUUUCAUCAGUGUGGACUUUAUCAGAGUUUGUAACCCGUAGCUUCCAGGAGGGGUUCAGAGCCAGCGCCUUGUCUCGGUGGAGCUGUGACGAGUGGCCAGAACAUGGCGGCGACCGGUGUUCACGGUCGGGUCUCGUGACAUCCCCGUUCAUGUUCAAAAAUCAACGUUGCCUCCUUGCUGACCGAAGGACGGCAGCACUGCUUUGCAUAAUUUUUUUUUUCCGCAGUCUGUACUUAAUAUAUUUAUUUAUGGAAUACAUAGCUGGCCAUCCUUCGAGAACGAUGUAUUCGACUGGAACCGACUGCUUCGCAACGCCCGGUACGAAGCGUGCGGCUGUGUUUUGGCCACUGGUACUUGCGAGAUAGUUGGUGUGUGUGUUGAGUGUGCAACAAGAAGUGUGAUCUCGCAUCACUCUGGUGUUAGCUUCAUGUAAAUAGUGUAAGUAGACUCGGAGGAAUCUAUAAAUGUUUAUCUUGUGUUACACUUUAUCUCAAAAAAAAAAAGUUUUUAACUCUGACUGUAUUCAAAUGAAAUGUAGAUUGUCUUUUGCAUGUAUUUUUUAACUUCUGAGAAACCAAAGAUUUGUGAACUUAAUGUUUUUUUUAUUUUUUUUGUACAUCAGCACUGCAUUUGGUCGUGUGGUGUAUUUUUGAUAGUAAUGUAUGCUUAUACAACCUCUAUAAAUGUUUACUUACUUGUUUGUGCAAUAUUCUAGUGUUUAUCAUAAUGUUACUGGUCUGGUACAGAGUCUAAUAUUUGCACAUAAAAAGUAUAACUUGUAUGCUUAUUCCGUUGUUCCGUUGAAAUCAAACUCUCGAUAAGCAGUCUUUGCUGUUAACCCCCAAGAGUUUCGGAGGUUGCAUUGGUGGGCGGUUUUGUGCCGGUGAAAAGUAAGGAAAAACUUUUUUUAACGAAGGGAGAUUUGCCUGUUAACUUCUUGAAGGCUACUUUUUGCCUGGUAGUUCUAAUUUUUUUUGUAUUCUUAUUUAUUAUUCCACGCAUCUUAAAGGCGAGCAGUCUUUGACUAGUGCCAUUCUGGACGGUGUAUUUUUAACGGUUGUGUGUGUUAGACAUGUUAAAAUACACACUCCUUGGAAACACGUGAAGUGCAAGUUGCCGGUCGUUGUGCCGUGACACGUUGAAGGUGUUGCAUGUUGUUGAGCCUAGGGUCGGUCCAAUACUCGCGUACGUACCUGACAUGAUGGCGUAAGGGCCCCCAAUAGUUCCAUUGGUUUGCCUCGUUCACUUGUGUGAGUUGCACCAGUGUUUACCUUGUGCAUCAUACAACACUCAUCAAAACAAUAUCAAUGAAAUAUUAACAUGUUCUACAAUGAAAUUGGUCAAAUAUAAAAUCGUACGAUCUUGGUUCUCGUAAUUUGAUGAAAACAAAAAAGCCACUUUAUCUUGUAUUUUUUCUUUAGUGGCCAUUUUUUACCUCGUUGAGUGUAUUCAGUUACCGUUCUCUGCGUUGUUUUUGUGACUGGCGUGAUGUUGCCUUGUGGCCAAGUUAAAUGUAUCCAAAAUACUUCAGAAAACAAGUAAAACCCUGUUAAUACAAUUUAUUUGCAAUAACUGUAUAUAAACCUGUAACUUAAUGUUUGCUGAUGUAUUGAACUACCAAUUUUAAAAGUAAAAAGACAAUUAUGAAGACACAAAUUAUAUACUUUUUUUUUAAAAUAUAAAGCCAGAAGAGUGAGUUUUAUUUAUAAGUUUUUGUGCACAUUAAUGUUUAGUUCUCAAACAUUUUAAUGGUCUUACAACCUUGUUGGUUUCUUAGUUUUGUUGUCCUUGCUAUUAUUUAAGGGCUUCGCCUGUAAAUAAGGUAAUUGUUACAUAUUUGGUAUGUUUCGUCUCAAAUUUUCUCAGCAGAUAUUGAAUAAAUGUAAAAAGUCACGGAAGUGUUCUAAUUAUGUUUGCCGGCAUGACCCCUUACUACAAAAAUAAGGUUUAGAAAAUAUUUGGCAACAUUUUAGGGAUGAAAUGUGUACAAAAAACAAGAGAGCUGUCGUAAUAAAUUUACAGGACUAGUCUUGGACAGUAAUAAUGUCAGGGAAAUUAAAAACCAUCUUGGUAUGUGAGGCUAAGCCUUAAAAGUUUUAAAUUAGUUGCAUGAGAAAAGUUAAUCCUGUAAUAAUAGAUGCAAAAAUUUUCCGGUCCCUGGUAAUAAUUUUAAAUUUCAAAUUGUCGUUCAUCACACACGUAUUUACAAUAUAGUGAAUACAAUAUUUUAUUUGAAUACAACUGUAUUAUUCUUACUCGAAAAUUUCUGGUACCAAAAAUUUAAAAUCAUACAUUUUCCAAAUUUUUGGGAUUUUUUUUUUAAGUCGUGCAUUUUGGUGGAGUUCUAGUUUUUUUUUUUAAAAGAAAUUUGGGGGAAGUACUGACUAAUAUUCAGGCAAAUACAGCAAUGUAAAUGUUUAUUUUGGAUAAAAUAUCAAACUUAUUUUGCACCAUCACAAGUUAGUUGAUAUCAGUUGCUACAGUAUUUUAUUUUUUACUAGAGCAUAUGAAGCAAUACGUGUAUUGGAAGAUAACAUAUUUGUGCACAUUCGUGAUGUUUCAUUACAGUUGGAUCUGCUUCUUUGGGAGGAUAGACAUGACUACAUGUGUGUUUGAAAUUGUGGGUCAUGACUGGCUAACCAAAACUGGAGAACAAAGGGAAAUAGAAAACUGUUGCACUCUGAACACCAAAAAAAGAAUAGGGAAUUGAUAACAAUAAAACUUUGAAUAUGCAGAGGUGAAUUACAGUGAUCGACUCUUCACCAGUGUUUAAGUGUAGAUCUGAAAACAUAGGAAUUAAAAAUUUUAAGAAAAAAUUUAUGUUAUUUGUAUUUGGAAUCAUAAGUGUUUUUAACCUGUGAACAAAAAGAUAUAUACUAAAUAAAAUUAAUCAUUUCCACUUUUCUUCAAGUGACAGUCUCAGAAUUGAUUUAAUCUUUUUUAAUAAAAUACCAAACUUUAAAUCACUAAAAAUUGGCACAACAAUCUCUUGCAAGUGAAAGUAUCUCUUUUUUUUGGAACUAUGAAUCAUAUCAUAUGCUAGUUGCAAUAAACUCGUUUAAACCCUUUAAUUCUUUAAUUACGAUUCCAAAUUGCGGGACAUGCGUUCUAUUUAAUGACUAACCAAUUUUAUUUACUGUGGCAUUAAACUGAAUGCUUUAAAAUAAUGUGCAUGAAUUUUCUCUGGCGUGUUCCAGCUGGAUUUGCAUUUGGCUCAUGGCUCUUUUAGUUUUGUAUUUUGAAAGCCUUCAGCUGGAAGGCUUCAACUGUAAUUUGUUUUUAUAUUGCACUGGUCGUCAAAAAGGUAUUUUCAUCACAAACGUUAAAUACAGCGACCUUAAAUGCCUAAACUCAUUUAUAAUUUUUUCUAGCCACUUUUAUAUUAACAUAGCCAAAAGUGACCAAAAUAAUACCAAUAUCCUUAAAUUUAUAUGAUGUAAUAGAAAAAUUACAUGCAUUUAACAAAUCAUUGUUGUACUUUGUUAAUGGAAUAGCUUUUAUAAUAAUAAAUGUUAUUUAUACUAAGAACUUAAUGUGUUUUGCACUCGUAACAGAUCAUUUUGGUUGUAAAUUGUUUUUAGUAAUGCGUAAGCUUCGGAUUUAACAAAAGGCAAAACAAAAAACAGGACAUUACAUUACAGAUCUUGUUGACAAAAUCUGGCCUCGUAAUCAUUUUGUAUAGAAAAAGUGGCAGUCAAUUCAUGCAAGACCUUCAACUUGUAAUCUUGUGUUUCGCUACCCGCGGACCUGAGAACCGAAUCACGUCCAGGGUUGCCAAGUGGGCAAGAUAGCGCAGUCUGUCGGCAGUUCGCCCGAUUCACCCUCGUACAAAGGUUAGGACCAAUACGGAUGUUUCUUCGUUGGAUUGUGUUACGAUGCUCUAAUGCACAACGUUACGUAGCAGUAAUGGAAAUCCUGGCUUUUUGCAACUCGUCUGAUGUUCUCCACUUGGGUUUUUAAGAACCUGUAACUGUGUGUUCUGGUGCGCCUGUGGCUGAGUGGGAGUGGCUGAUGAGAUGAUGUUGCUCUAUAACUGUUGUCCAUGAUGGUGAAAAGACACACCCCUAAUCUUGCUGUAAAGUGUACGUAUUAUGAUUGUAGUGUUACAGUUUUUACAAAAUUACAGCAUUUUCUCGUGCCCACCUUGUGGCACAAUAUUAAGUUUGUUAGCGGUAUGUUGUUAUAAUUUCUUUUGUUAUUUUCUACAUCUGUUUUUAUUCCAAAUGUAAUAUUUGUUGCUAGAUUAAAAAAAAGGGCUUAUGAAUUUGAAUAAGUGGGUCAUUGACUUAGACUUAAAUUCAGCUAAUGUAGCACAAUAUUGUCGUGCAAUGUUUUUUGUAAAUUGUUAUUUAAGGUUUUUUAUGUUGUGUGUUAUUUUACCAGUACAAAGUGAUAAAAGUAAGAUUUUUUUAAAUCUAAUGUUAAAAACUAAAAUCCUAUAAAUGUUUUUAUUCUUUUGUACCUAUUUCAUUGGAAGUGUACUUCUGAUUACUUGUAAUUCAUAAAUUUUAAUUACAUGAUUAUCUUUGUUUGGAAUAAAAUCUUCCAUCUCAGUUCCUGAGUGGAAAAACUGUAACACCAUAUUGAACCUUCCUUUAGCAAGAAGUUACUCGGUACAAACUACUCAGUAUGAAGAGGACGUUCUAGACAAGCCUCUCGCUUGCCUGGAAGCUAUUAGUGCUAUCCUUCAACCUUUAGUCAUUUUUAGUGCUCUCUUUCAGGCAGACAAUAGGACCAAAAAAAGGGGGGUUGUCUGUAAAGUUGGUUUACGGACAAUAAUUUUACUUGGUAACGUAAUAAGAAAACAUUGAUAAAAAUUGCAUACUUUUUAAUUUUCAAACAUUAUUUACAGAUAUUGCAAAUUUAAUUUAAAUAAUUUGUUUAAAUUUAAUCAUGAACAAUUAGCAUGUAAUAUUGACAUUCAUGACAUAGGGCAGUAAGUAAUGCACCGUACCAUUAGAGUACUUGUUAACGUAAAAAACUAUUUUGUUCGAAAAACACAAGUAACGAGGUAAGAGACAAACUCAAAUAUGUACAAACAUUCACAUUCCUUUUAAUAAGUAAAAUUGUCAAAUAGCAUUGGGAUGCAUGCUCAGCAAAUAAUAACAAUAAGGGCCGGUUUUAUGACCUCCGGCUAAAGUUCCGGCUAAAAUUUAACCGCAGGCUAGCUCUUAUUUCGGUUUUAUGACUCCCUGUUAACGUCUACCUGCCAGUUAAAGUCCCGGCUAACCUAGCGGGUGGAUGAACCGGCCGCUAGCUGCUUAACCGGAGGCUAAGUGACAGAAAAUAAAAUGGCGAUGUAUCAGGUGAGGUUAGUUGAUAGUGAUGAUGACUAUUUGAGGAAUUCUAUUGAAUAUUUGCAGGAUGCGAUGGAAUAAUUUAUUACUAAAUAUAAAAUGCUUCGCCGUAUUCGUCAAAGUUUUAUUAAAAAGUACAUGACAUGAAAGUGUAGUCACGCUUUUCUAUUCUCGUCGAGUCAUAUAUUAUUAUUUGACUUUAAUUGAACACGAAGUACAUAAACGUAUGCAAUGUAUAUAAAUUUAAAUGUUCCUGCUUAAGAAUAUGUGUAAAUAAGUGAAUUUUAAAAUUGCAAAACGAGGGUUAUUAUUACCUAUAAAAUGCGUGUUUUCGUGGAAGUUGUAUCUGUGAAUUUUUAUUCGUAAUACAGUGGACAUAAGCCGGGAAUGAAAUGCACUUCAUAUGACUUCAGACGUGGUUAUAAUUCAAUGAAUACAAUUGAAUGUGAAAAUAAAUGUUACCCAAUUAUCCCUUCCCUAUCUUACAAACCUUUAGGUACUUAUUAUCUACCUGCCAUCAAGUGCAAAACAAAAACAGCACUGGAAUUAUUCUGUUUCCCGUAUCCAAGUUUAUCCCUUGAUCCUAUCGGCAUGACCCUUUAUAUGUUGGUCUUGUUUUACAUUAUACUUGCUGUUUUAAUUUAGAAUGUUGAAAAGUCCUGUACAUAACUCAAAAUACCUAACAUAUCACGAUAGAAACAAAUUAUGUCAGGUCUUGUAAAAAUGUAUUUCUUUCGUAUACAUUUUACAAUCAUAAUUAUUUCCCCAGUGAAUAUGUCUAGGAACUCUCGACCUACUAAAUUAAAACAGCAAGCAUCCUAUACCACAAACUAAUUCCAUCAGGAUCGGAUUAAUUUGGAUACGUGAUACAAAACUAUUAGUACAAAAAUGAAACCUACACCAGUGAAAUGAAAAUUGACAAGUAUUUUCCCGAAACAGGGUCUAUAUUAUUUGAUUAUGAAAUAAAUUUAUGAAAGAAAUAAGUGUUCUCUAGCAAAAAUGUCAUCCGUAUUUAUUUGUUUGUAUAGAAUUACAUCGUUAGUUUUGGCUUAAUAAUAACCUAACAAAAUCAUGAGUUUCAAUACAAGAGUAAAGUUGAAAACACACGGUUUUGAAUCGUAAAUUGUAAUUUUAUGGUUUAAUACAAAGCAGGUUUGACGUCGAAGUAGUUUUUGGUAAAUUUAAUUAUAUCUGUUGCAAGAUAAAGUUCGCGGCAUAUUUCUGUACUGCAGCUGUAAACAUUCCGAAUCACUAUAGAAACAAACAGGUGACUAACAUUCUACCAGAAAAAAAACUGUAUUGCAACAAAAGUUACCAAAUUCUGGUUUAUUUCAUUACCAACACACCCAUUAUUACACCACAUGCUUCGUCAGGUUCCGGUUAGCCAACCGCAGGCUAAGUAUGGGUCAUAAUACACCCCUCGUUCGUUAACCGGAGGCUAGCCUAACCAGAGGGCUAGCUAACCUGAAGAUUUAGCCGGAGGUCAUAAUACCGGCCCUAAAUAGAUAGUUUAUCACAAAACCAUGAUAAAUACAAUGAAAUGUCUUUCAUUCGGCUACCGGCUACUGUGUUUCUGCAACUGGGUUUCGGUAGUUUCCGGCCGUGGCCCGUAGUUGCCAAGUUACGUUACUGUGCUGCCGGUGGUUUGAGUUUGAACAGAGUCAGGCUAAAUAACUGCAUGAAUGAAGUGAAAUAUAAAUAAAAGAUUGUAGCAAGGUUCAAACCAUGCUAACUGCUAUUAUUUUUGUAGCAGCAAACCACGGUUUGAUUACCAUCUUUGCCUUGCUGGGUGGAUCUUUAGGUUUCACCAGUUUAUUAGAAAUGAACAAAAACAAGGUGUGAUUCCGUGUGAAAUAUAAUUACUCCAUACUGAGGAAACUUAUAACAGAUACAAGAAAAUAUUUACGUACAAUAUUAAUUACAUUCUUAAACAGCUCUCGGGUAUAUUCAAAAAAAAAUUAUUGGCCGGCCGUACAUGGAAUUAUCAAAAGUUUCAUUUACUAAAAAAUACAUAAACCAAUAAAAAAAUACAAAUAUAUUGAAACUAUCUCAGUAUAUAUACUUAAAGUCCAGAAAUUAUGUUUAUCUAAUUAACUGCAUCUGACGACGUAAUUUAAAGAAAGUUCAGAAAAAUGUCAAAAGAUACAGAAGCACCGGAGGUCGGGGCUUCGUUUCCCGGAGAUCACGCGGGUACAUGAUGCCAGGGCGCUUGUGUCCUGUUGUGGAAGGGAGAUGAAAAUUCCAAUUCGGCGUCCGGCUCUCGGACCCUGUCUGGAACAGUCCGAAUCAAAACUGAUCAGAACUUGAACACAGACAGUAUACGGGGCAGAAAAUGCCCGGAAUAGUUAAGGGGAGGUUGGGGAAAGUCGCGGAUCGUCACUCACCAGACAGGGGAGUUGGCUUCUGUUUACAGAUGCGUCGCCAGCCAGGAACUGGAUCCCGCGAAUUCGGGUCUGGGCACGGUCAUUUUCAUCAUUUCAAAAAAAAUUAAAAGAAAAAUAACUAUUACAUUUUGUACUACGCAGACGGACUAAACUACUUGAAAAAGAUUAUAGAGAUAGCAUCCCUUAUUUAGGCGACUACAUAGUCGGUUACAGCCAGAUGGAAGUCUUGCAGUGUCUCGUCGAUUCGCCGAUAAUCGCGAAAUGGUCCGUCUGCAGUCGCGACGCAAAGU